Molecule: messenger RNA, 2630 nt
Organism: Tupaia belangeri chinensis (Chinese tree shrew)
Lineage: Eukaryota; Metazoa; Chordata; Mammalia; Scandentia; Tupaiidae
Gene: NGLY1
Product: N-glycanase 1
Biological process (GO): protein deglycosylation; glycoprotein catabolic process
Cellular component (GO): nucleus; cytosol; cytoplasm
Molecular function (GO): peptide-N4-(N-acetyl-beta-glucosaminyl)asparagine amidase activity
Source: RefSeq, a predicted model, not a curated record
AAACCCUAAUGAUGAAAAAUACAGAUCUAUCCGGAUUGGAAACACAGCUUUUUCUACUAGACUCUUGCCUGUCAGAGGAGCUGUUGAGUGUUUGUUUGAAAUGGGCUUUGAAGAGGGAGAAACACAUCUUAUCUUUCCUAAAAAAGCUUCAGUGGAACAACUGCAAAAAAUCCGUGACCUGAUUGCCAUGGAGAGAAGUAGCCGGUUGGACGGCUCAGGCUCAAAUAAAAGCCGUAAAGCAGAGGCAUCUGAGCAACCUGCAAGCAGCACCCAGCCAGCUACCCCACAGUCUCCAGAUCUUAACGGGGUAACCGAGCAAGCAGGAAGCCCUCACCGACAACCGUCCAAUCUACCGUCUGCUGCACUGGUUACUGCUGACUCAACCAUUCUAAACAUUCUUCAGUCCAACAUUCAGCAUGUGCUGGUCUAUGAAAAUCUUGCUCUCCAGGAGAAAGCAUUGGCUUGUAUUCCAGUCCAAGAACUAAAAAGGAAAUCACAAGAAAAGUUAUCUAGAGCCAGAAAAUUGGAUAAAGGUACUAAAGUAAGUAAUGAGGAUUUUCUCUUGCUGGAGCUUUUGCACUGGUUUAAGGAAGAAUUUUUUCACUGGGUAAACAACGUUUUGUGCAGCAAAUGUGGUGGACAGACUAGAUCUAGAGAGAACUCAUUAUUGCCCAGCGAUGACGAGCUGAAGUGGGGUGCAAAGAAGGUCGAAGACCAUUACUGCGAUGCGUGCCAGUUCAGUAAUCGAUUUCCAAGAUACAAUAACCCUGAGAAACUUUUGGAAACAAGAUGUGGACGGUGUGGCGAGUGGGCUAACUGUUUUACGCUGUGCUGCCGAGCCCUGGGGUUCGAGGCUCGCUACGUGUGGGAUUACACAGACCACGUCUGGACAGAAGUCUACUCUCCUUCCCAGCAGCGGUGGCUGCACUGCGAUGCGUGCGAAGAUGUGUGUGACAAACCACUCCUUUAUGAAAUCGGAUGGGGCAAGAAGCUUUCCUAUGUCAUAGCAUUUUCUAAAGAUGAGGUAGUUGAUGUCACUUGGCGAUAUUCUUGUAAGCAUGAAGAGGUGAUCUCUAGGAGAACCAAGGUUAAAGAAGAAGUACUUCGAGAAACCAUUAAUGGGCUUAAUAAGCAGAGGCAACUCUCUUUGUCAGAGAACAGAAGAAAAGAACUUCUCCAGAGAAUAAUUGUGGAGCUUGUUGAAUUUAUAUCUCCCAAAACCCCAAAACCUGGAGAACUUGGUGGAAGAAUAUCUGGGUCAGUGGCUUGGAGAGUAGCCCGAGGUGAAAUGGGUCUAGAGAGCAAAGAAACUCUGUUCAUCCCCUCUGAAAAUGAGAAGAUUUCUAAACAACUCCACCUUUGUUAUAAUAUUGUAAAAGACUGUUAUGUUCGAGUUUCAAAUAACAGUCAAACCAUUUCUGGAUGGGAAAAUGGUGUGUGGAAAAUGGAAUCCAUAUUCAGGAAAAACGAAACAGACUGGAACAUGGUGUACUUAGCCAGAAAGGAAGGCUCAUCAUUUGCUUAUAUUUCCUGGAAGUUCGAAUGUGGGUCAGUUGGCCUCAAAGUAGAUAACAUUUCCAUCAGAGCAAGUAGUCAGACCUUCAAAUCUGGAGCAAUACAGUGGAGACUGCGAUCUGAUGCCGGACAAGUCGACCUGACGGGUGAUAAAAAUCUUCACUCCUAUCAUAAUUUUUCUGGUGCCACUGAAGUUAUUCUGGAAGCAGAAUUAAGCAAAGGAGAUGGCCAUGUUGCUUGGCAACACACCCAGCUGUUUAGACAAAGCUUAAAUGACCACGAAGAGAAUGGUUUGGAGAUCAUUAUAAACUUCAGUGACCUUUGAGAACCUACUCGUUAUAGAAAAGCUGGCCAUGAUCAAGGACUUACGGUGGCCCAAAGUCGUGGGUACAGUGCAUGCGUAGUUGGCGGGUCACCACCCUGUACUAGCAUAUUUCUUUUGCUGGUUAUCCAUCAUGUAACUUUCAUGAGGUCUAUCUUUAUACUGUGGACCAUAAUGAAACCUUGAAUUAAAAAAUUCCCCACCUGUUCAUAUGUGACUACAAUCUGGAGUAAAGUCUUAUUGUCCCAACAUCAGAUUUUAAAAUUGUCAAGUCUUUAUUGUCCCUAUAUCAGAUUUCUAAAAAACUGUAGGAAUCAUUUUAAGAUUAAGAUGAUGGUAUUCCUGAUUGAAUUUUAUUCAUGAUUAUGAUAAACUCUUGGGCUAAUAAUAGUCACUUGACAUUUUCUGAUCAGCCAUUGACUUCUUUAUAAGUGGUUGAUUUAAAUUUUUCCGAGAGUUUUCAUUUUUAGUAAAGGUGAAAGUAUAGUAUCUCAUAAGUUAUAUAGUGCACGAAAUUUUUUAUUAUUGUAAAUAUUUAGUCAUUUAAGAAAUAAAAUUAAUUAUUUUGCCUUAUAUCUUUUUUGUGGUUACUUUAGCUAAAUAAAAAUCUUACUAAGUAUGCUAAACAUUGAAAAUUAUUUAAAUAGACAUGAGUUAUGAAGAACAUUUAAUAUUGACAGCUUAAAUUCAGAUACCUUGUAUCUAAAUUCCAUAAUAAUGUGGACACUUGAAAAUGCUUUAUGUAUGAGUUGUAUUUUUAUCUACCUCAUUGAAUAAAAUAUUCUUGACUUCA